Molecule: messenger RNA, 660 nt
Organism: Penicillium longicatenatum
Lineage: Eukaryota; Fungi; Ascomycota; Eurotiomycetes; Eurotiales; Aspergillaceae
Product: putative GAJ protein
Exons: 2
Coding region: 1-660 (219 amino acids)
Biological process (GO): reciprocal meiotic recombination
Molecular function (GO): double-stranded DNA binding
Source: RefSeq, a predicted model, not a curated record
AUGCCACCCAAGUUGUCCAAGGCCGACAAACUGGCAUUGAUUGUGACUCACCUGCAGACCACGGGAACCUGUUACACACUCAAAGAACUCGAGAAGAGCUUACCUGCCGUGGCAUCUAUCAACAGUAUCCAAGUGAAAGAAUAUAUCCAGGCCUUGCUUGACGAGGAUCAAAUCCGAGUUGACAAGAUCGGCAGCGGCAACUGGUACUGGAGCUUCGGAAGUGACGAAAAGGUCGAGCGGGAGCGGCAGUUGGCCCGGGUGUAUACGGAAGUGGAGAAAGUGAAGAAAUCUUGUGCCCAGUGGGAAAAGGCACUAGCUGAAACUGCGCAACGACACGAAUCUGACUCUGAGGGUGAGAAUGAAGUCGGGAUCGACACGCGCCAGAGUUUACUGGUCACGAAAGCCGAGCUCGCAGCAGAAGUACAUCGGCUUCGGGUCGCAGAGAUGGGGUUGGGCGACUCGGUGUGUAAGAAAGGGGUGCUGAUGCUGCAGGGGGAGUUAGCGGGGUUCAGGCAGCAAGCGUUGCAGUGGACGGAUAAUUUGUGUAUUCUGGAACAGUAUCUGCGUGAACUGGCCCAAGACCCGCAAAUGGUCGCCGCGGUACUGCAUGAAUGUUAUGGAGACGAGUACGUGGAUGGGGGGCUGCGUGAGCUGGAGUAG